AUGGAGGAAGCCGAUGAGUCUGCAACAGGGCCUGCAAAGGAUGUGAAACUCCCCGAAGAAGCCGACGGCUCUUCGUCAUCUAAGAAAAUGUGGAGCUCCGCCGAGCCACUAAUGGAGCGGGAAGGAAAAAGAGGAUCUCGUCUUAAGGGCUCGGCCAUGCCAAAGGAAGAUGGUGAUGAAGCUGCACUCCUGGACUCCACCUCCCCAAACCUUCUCUACUUACAGCCUUUGCCAACUCAACCAAAGGACACCAUCCACUGGGUGCCGAUUCAUGAUUUCCAUGAGAAGGGGAUGGAAAACGGUCAAACAGCACCUGAUGGCUUCUUGUCCAAAUCUGUCCCUCCAGAUUUCAUAAAUAUGGCAGGAGAUGGUGUUCCACCCAAGAAAUUGGAUUCUCCCUCUGAUCAGUUGGCUUGUGUCGGGCAAGAUGGAGCAAUGCGCAAACCUGGUAGUAGUGCACGUGGAGGAGGAGCCGGGAGCAGCAGUCUCUCUGUAGAUGGCCCCAAAGCCGCAGCAAUGUCUGCUUUGGGAACCAUGACCAAUACAGUGCAAAUAAGUUCACAGAGAGCCAAUGAUGAUAUUAAACAUGAAUUAAUGAAAGAAGUUCGUAGAUUUGGACGAAAGUAUGAAAGAAUCUUCAUUUUGCUUGAAGAAGUGCAAGGACCUCUGGAAGUCAAGAAACAAUUUGUUGAAUUUACCAUCAAGGAAGCAGCAAGGUUCAAAAGGCGAGACUUAAUUCAGCACCUUGAGAAGUUACUAGAAAAAAUAGAUUCUGACCACCUUGUGGAGGAUGAAAACAUCCAAAACGUGUAAUCGUGUUAUCACAACAACCAACAAGCAACAUGAGCAAGUUUGCCGUGCUCUACCAGAUAUUGUUCAA
Loxodonta africana (African savanna elephant) is the source of this 880-nucleotide messenger RNA. Its product is annotated as integrator complex subunit 6-like. Gene Ontology annotation, cellular component: integrator complex. The record is from RefSeq and is a predicted model, not a curated record. Bases 1 to 813 code for a protein of 270 amino acids. NCBI's taxonomy places the organism in Eukaryota, Metazoa, Chordata, Mammalia, Proboscidea, Elephantidae. Gene Ontology annotation, biological process: snRNA 3'-end processing. The transcript is spliced from 5 exons.